Messenger RNA from Paramecium sonneborni, 405 nucleotides. The record is from the annotation of a GenBank genome assembly. Lineage: Eukaryota; Ciliophora; Oligohymenophorea; Peniculida; Parameciidae.
AUGAGAUGGAAUAUGAUAAAUUUUAAAGUGAGAAUUUAUAAUUUUUAUUUAAUUAUUGAGAUUCCUUUUGCAGUUAUUUUUUUAUAAUUAGACUUUAUCUCCCUCUAGGAGAGGAUAUUAAAUUAUGACUAAGAAAUUGUAAUAUCGAAUGUUUUUAAAAAAUUGAUAACUAAGAAAAACCUGAAGAAUCUGAUUCUAAUUAAUAUGAAAAAAUUCAGACAGUAUUAGAAUAAGUGGAGUAAGAAAGAUUUUAAAAAAAGGAUUACAUAGACAAUGCGUAUACAUUUAAUUCAAUAGAUUAUACUGAAAAUAAGAGUAUUUUAAGAAAAAAAUAAAAUAAAGAUUUAUCAUUUACCAGUUGAAAUUAAUAUAAUGAUGAUUAAAAAAAUGAUAUACAUAAUUUGA